Molecule: messenger RNA, 2180 nt
Organism: Hippocampus comes (tiger tail seahorse)
Lineage: Eukaryota; Metazoa; Chordata; Actinopteri; Syngnathiformes; Syngnathidae
Product: meiotic recombination protein REC8 homolog
Exons: 17
Coding region: 65-1726 (553 amino acids)
Biological process (GO): meiotic sister chromatid cohesion; double-strand break repair
Cellular component (GO): meiotic cohesin complex
Molecular function (GO): protein binding; chromatin binding
Source: RefSeq, a predicted model, not a curated record
UCAAAAAUACCUACGAUCAAGUUCGUGAGAAAACCUUUUAACAAAUUUAACUCACUUAUCCAACAUGUUUUACUACCCAGUUGUUUUAAAGCGAGGCACUGGAUGUUUUUCGACGAUUUGGCUGGUGGCGACUCGUGGCGUCACCGUUACUCGUCGCGAAUUGCUACAAGUCAAUGUUCCGCGCACCUGUGACGACAUCAUGAGUUACAUCCUGGAGCAGGUCCAGCCUCCUCAGCCCGACAUGCCGCGGCCUCGCUUCUCCCUCUACUUGUCCUCCCAGCUGCAGUACGGCGUGGUGGUGGUCUACCAUCGCCAGUGUGCCAUGUUUCUGAAGGAGCUCCAGUCCCUUAUUGGCAAGCUGUUGAAGUAUAGCAGACCCAAGAAGUUGGACAUGGAGGACUCGGGCAGAAAAAUGAUGCUUUGCACGGACCCUCUGUCUCUCCUGGAUGAGAUCGAUGGGCCGCUGGACCCACUAUUUGGAGAGAUGGGAAAGUUAAUGCCAAGUCCCAGCACUUUGAUGCAGAUGGAGGAAACCCCCGAGCGACGAGCCUCUUCUACAGAGCUUGAACCCUCCCCGGCCCGUUCGCCUUCACCGAUGAGCAGACACACCGUGUCUCCACAAAGCAUCACCAUCCAAGAACCCGCUGUCAUAGUUUUCCCCGAGUUUUUUGGCCAAGAGCUGGACGACAACGUUGACCUUAUAAUUGAAGCUCUGCAGGCCCAGCCUGGCGACUUCCUGACCGCGACAGAAGAUGCGGCAGAAGUGGAGCGAGCGAGGGAGCCGACGCUUGGGAGUGAGGCCACAGGGACCGCCCUCACAGUGGAUCCCAUGACGGCAUCCGGCCAGGACCUCAUCUUGCCUACCCGGGAUGGAUCCCCGGGGAUGCCUCAACACCUCGCUGAUCAAAUGACCCCCGUUGCUCCCCCCCCGCCAUCCUCGUCAUCUCCGAUGGCUGCGGUGCUGGGUCCAGACAUGAAGGGUGCGCCCCACCCAGAGGAGACACAGCCGAAGAAGAAGAGGAAGAGGGGGAGGCAACUGAUCUUCUUGGACCCGCAGACGCAGAUUCCCCGUGAGGAGCUGGAGCAGCAGAUCAAGGACGACUUGAUUGGAACCAGGGCGCAGCCGCUCCUCCCGCCAGAGUCGCACAGGCUGAAAACUGCUCAGGAGCUGCUCAGCCAGCCCUGUGGCUUUUUACCUGAAGAGUUACAGUUGCUAUGGACACAGGCCGCCACCAUCACGCCUCUCGCCAGCACCGAGCUGUGGCCCGCCGGCGAAGGCGCGGCCACCAGUAGUUCUGAGGAAGGGCGUGCGAUCGGGCCCGACGGCAGCGGCGCCGAGGUGCCGAGAGAUGGAACAGAACCCGAAGCGCCCGUGAUGUCAGGUGUUAGUUCACUUCCACUGGAGGGGUCCGACCGGCAGGAAACCCCCAAACACAUCUCCCCAAUCUACCCACUCGAGCAAGAAAGCGUGUCCCAAGAUGGCGCCGCACUGCAGGGGAUCCCCGAAUUACCAGAAGACAGGCCGUUGUCGAGCGAGCUGGAAGAUAAAGCUCUGCUUUUCCAUUCUCUCCUUCCGCCAGAGCCCGACCGCAAGACUGUCGGCAACGUUUUCCAGAAGCUCCUUGAUAUUUUGGCGACUGGUAAGUUGCGUGCAGAGCAGGUCGAACCGUACGGGGACAUCGUGAUCCUACCUGGUCCCAAGUACGACAAGGAGCUUCUGCCUUAGUGAAGCACCCCCCGACCCCUUUCUUCAAUCUGUUCAUUGUUCAUCGUAUCCGUUGUACAUUUUUACACAUUCUGACUUUCGGAAAUACUAGUUUAAAAGUCCCAAAAGAAAUUUCGAAAUUGUAACACCAUGUAGUUUGUUCGACAUUUUUACGUCUUCAGAUUUUAUUCAUGCUUGUUUCAAGGCAAAACAUUUUUCUACAUUGUAUCAAAUGUAAUUGUUGUAAGUUUUUACAUCUUGAAAGCGACCUGAUGUUUGUUAAUUGUUGUAAACGGCAAUGAGUUAAAAAAAAAAAGGAACUGCUGUUGUUUUUACGAUAGUCGCAGCAGGCUGAUUGUAACAAUCUUGACAGGUGUUUUUACAUGCCACACAGUUUGCCCACUUUUUUUUAAAAAAAGUGUAAGAAAUUCACUGUUGACUUGACAUUCCCCCCCAAUAAAGUUCAAUCCAAUGU